Molecule: messenger RNA, 6253 nt
Organism: Cynoglossus semilaevis (tongue sole)
Lineage: Eukaryota; Metazoa; Chordata; Actinopteri; Pleuronectiformes; Cynoglossidae
Product: DDB1- and CUL4-associated factor 1
Biological process (GO): protein ubiquitination
Cellular component (GO): nucleus; Cul4-RING E3 ubiquitin ligase complex
Molecular function (GO): nuclear estrogen receptor binding; histone H2AT120 kinase activity
Source: RefSeq, a predicted model, not a curated record
AAACGCUUAUGUAAAUCUAUGUGCAUCUUAAGGCGAUAGAUAGAUAGAUGGAUGGAUGGAUGGAUGGAUGGAACUUUAAUGAUCCCUUGGGAAAUUAAGGCAUAGUUCCUGCCAAAACUGAUGGCUGAUGAAAAAUGUUAACCGCUUAGGUUAACAUUUUUCAUUUUCUCAAAAGACCCCAAAAAAGUAAAAAAAAAGUAAACGUGAUGACGUGAUGUUUUGAAAUAAUCUAAGCAUUCUAGAAUACCUUAAAAGAAAAGUGGCCAACAAUCGAAUUUUUAAUUUUUAAUCCCAGAAUUUUGAAAUAAAUUAGAAUUCCCAGAAUUCUCUGAGCCACAAUUUUGGUUUUCCUGUUAUUACUAUUAAAGUGUUAAAUAAAUUGAUUGUUCAUUACCACGGUGCACCACAACUCCCAUGAUGCCAAAGUGGGUUGUCGUCAUCAGCCAUCGACAGCCGCUUGGUGACGCAGCGUGCAGCUGCCCGGACAAGUUUAAAAAAAAUAAACCUCAAACUUUUUUUACCUCAUACGGCGGCCGUUGUUUUUCCGCUGUAAAACCGGGAAUAAUUACAUUUUUUAACAAAGGACACGUUUGAAAGUAGGCCAAAGAAGAAGUGGAGACUGCAAUGUCUUCCGGAGAUGAAGAAACAUCUGGUGAUGUUUCAUCAGCUUCUGCUGCUACUGCUCCUGCUGUGGAUUCAAAGGCAAAAGUGGUCAAACUGCUGGACGAGUGGGAGAAGUCCAGACGAGGUGGCACGGACGGUCUGUUGUCUGUCUUAACAAAAAUGUCUGAGGUGAUUGAAUGGGAAACAGCAGAGUAUCACAAAACUGAUCCUGAUCCAUUUGAUGAUCGUCAUCCAGGUCGAGCAGAUCCCGAUGGGAUGCUGGGACAGAUUCUCAAGACGAUCUUCUCCAACAGUGACUUUACUGAUGCUCUGUUGGACAUGUACAUCGUGAGCAGCCGAGAUGCUAGCCUCAACACUGCAGCCUGUCGUCUGUUCCUGAACAUCAUACCAGGUCUGGAGACCACCAUCAUCUUCAAUGAGAAGGACGGUCUGGUGGGUCAUCUCUACACCUUUGCCUGUGAAGCUGUGCGGCCACUGAAUAUCUACGCCACAGGGCUCCUGGCCAGAGCUAUGAGUAGCCAGGAGGUAGCAGCAAAGUACAAACAAGAGAACUCUCAGCUGGUUUCGAUCAUGAUCCAGCGCCUGCAUGAGCUGCAAACCAAAAACCUAGAUGGGCACUGUGUAAACCUGACAGAAACCCCUCAGGUCCUUCCUCCCGACUGUCAGGUCCAUAACACACAAACUUCAAGUCUUUCAAAAGGCCACGGAGACCAGACGUAUGAAAAAGCCAGGAGUGAGGACCAGUCAAAGACCAGCACCAAGCCUUUGUCCCCGCUCAGACCAGCGCAGGAGAAUGGCAUCACCUCCACCCAAACUCCUCCUCCGGGCUCAGUGCUCCAGAACAGGAACUCAUCCUCCAAGAGGACAGAGGAAAAACAAGGAGGAAGGAGACGAGGGAUGAAGGAGAACAACCAAAAGGCCAAGCAGAAGACCUGUGAGGAGUCUGAUAGCAGCAAUCCACCCAUCAGUACCACCGCUUCCUGGUCAGAAAUGAGCACCAUUGUAAUUGGUUUGGAUUAUUGCCUGUCGCCCCUCAGCUCAGCAAUGGAACAGAGGCUCAUUCUGCAGUACCUGACCCCCCUGGGAGAACACCAAGAGCUGCUGGCUGUCUUCAUGCAAAUGGACACACGGUCACUGCUGAUGAACUACCUUGACCUCAGGAAGACCAAGAACGUCCAGCUCACCUUUGAUGCCCUCCUGUACCUGGCCUCAUUGCUGCUCCAUAAAAAGUUUGUGGCCGAGUUCAUUGCUCACGGAGGCGUACAGAAGCUUCUGGAGAUUCCCAGGCCAUCGAUGGCAGCGACUGGAGUUUCUCUCUGUCUCUACUAUCUGGCCUACAACCAAGACGCCAUGGAGAGGGUGUGUAUGCUCCCUGAUGGUGUCCUCUCAGACACGGUGUCCUACGCCCUUUGGCUGCUGGAGUCGUCCCACGCCUCUGGUGUCUGCCACGCCACCAUGUUUUUUUCCAUCUCCUUCUCUUUCAGAGCUGUGCUGCAGCUCUUUGACCAGCAGGAUGGCCUGCGUCGACUCGUUAACCUGAUCAGCACUCUGGAGAUCAUGAACAUGGACUCUGAGGUGGCCAUCCUGAGUGACGACCGUGUGUUCUCUGACCGACAGACGGCCAAACACACAUGCAUGGCUCUGCGCAGGUACUUUGAGGCCCACCUGGGGCUAAAGACUGAACAGGUGAAACAGUCCAUCCAUACAGCAGACAAAGGCGCAACAGGCCCUCAGCAGCCUGUUCAUAAGGCUCAUUCCUACCCCAGAGAGCAGGUUAUUGAGAUGAUGGAGUUUCUAAUCGAGUAUGGUCCUCCACAUCUUCACUGGGAGGCCGUAGAGGUUUUCUACAGGUUGUCCUGUGUUCCCCUGAUGCUGCAGCUCAUUUCUACAGCCUGUGACUGGAGGACAUACUAUGGCAGGAGUGACACAGUGCGUUACGCCUUGGACAUCCUGGCCAUCCUGACUGUGGUUCCUAAGGUCCAGUUGCUGCUGGCGGACUCUGUGAACGUCCUGGAUGAAACAGGGUCACCUGUCUCCACAGUGGGUAUGAGUAUUGUCCUCGGCGUGGCAGAGGGGGAGGUGUUUGUCAACGAUGCUGAGAUCCAAAAAUCUGCUCUACAGGUCAUCAUAAACUGUAUGUGCGCUCCGGACCAGAAUCUUAACUCUGUGGGAAGCUUCUCUGGCACCCCCAUCAGGCCGUCCCUGCACCUGCAGCAGCCUCAUGUUCCCCACAACAGGGUCCUUGGUCGCAUGUGGCAGGUGGUCCAGAACAAUAACGGGAUGAAGGUUCUCCUGUCUCUGCUGUCGGUGAAGACGCCCAUCACUGAUGCCGACCUGAUCCGAGCCCUGGCCUGUAAGGCUCUGUUGGGACUGUCCCGCUGCUCUGCCGUCAGACAGAUCAUCAGCAAACUACCACUCUUCACCAGUGGACACAUCCAACAGCUGAUGAAGGAGCCGGUGCUGCAGGACAAACGUAGCGAACAUGUCCGGUUUUGCAGAUACGCCGCCGAGAUGAUGGAGCGUGUGUCAGGAAAGCCGCUGCUGGUUGGCUCCGAUGUGUCUUUGGCUCGUCUGCAGAAGGCCAGUGUGGUGGCCCAGUCCAAGAUCACCUUCUCUGAGAAAGAGCUGCUCCUGCUGAUCAGGAACCACCUGGUGUCCAAAGGUCUCCAUGAUACUGCCAGCACCCUGGUCAAAGAGGCCAAUUUAGUCAACGGACCCCACUGUCCCAUCUCCUCCUCCUGCGUCACUCCUCCCGCCUCCUCCGUUAUUCCAAGGACUUGCCGACUCAGUUCCGGUAUUACUUCCCGCUCCCCAGGCCAUGUGGGCUCUUCCCCUCCCGUGCUCCCAUCAUCCCCUCCUCUUCCUGCUCCACAGCGUCUGGCUCUGCCCUCUACUCCGUCUACUCCUCAGGGACAGGGAUCACAUCCAUUAGGAAGGCUUUUGUUCUCGCGGGAACGUCCAGCAGCAAUUGGCAACUCUGGGAGAAGAAUUCGAGCUCUGAAGCAAAAGUCAGACCACGGUGCUUUCAUACAAACUCCAGCAAUGAAGAAGCAGCAAGAGCGCCACCUGCCCUCACCUCCUACCCUCGACAGCAUCAUCACUGAGUAUCUGCGAGAACAACAUGCCCGCUGCCAUAACCCCGUCACCACCUGCCCCCCUUUUUCUCUCUUCACGCCCCACAGAUGCCCGGAACCCAAACAGAGGCGGCAGGCAUUGCCCAAUUUUACAGCCCGACUGGGCAGCAGGGUUCUGUACCCAAAAUAUGGCGGCGUGGACCGAGGCUGUCUGGACAGACAUCUGAUAUUCAGCAGGUUUCGACCGAUGUCAGUCUUUCAUGAGGGCGAUGGAGACGAGAGCGGCUUCACUUGUUGUGCCUUCUCAGCUGGCGAGCGCUUUUUGAUGCUGGGAACCUGCUCUGGUCGCCUGAAGCUCUACAAUGUCUUCUCUGGUGAAGAGGAAGCCAGCUACACCUGCCACACCUCAGCCAUCACCCACCUGGAGCCCUCCAAGGAUGGAAAUCUUUUGCUCACCUCUGCCUCUUGGAGCGUCCCGUUGUCUGCCCUAUGGAGUAUGGAUGGUGUUUUUAGCAUGAAAAACUCAUUUGUGGACGAUCACUAUGUGGAGUUCAGUAAACUCUCUCAGGACCGAGUCAUCGGCACCAAGGACCAAGUGGCCCACAUCUAUGACAUCCAGACGGGUCAGAAGACCCUGACCCUAAAUGACCCUGCCCUGGCUAACAACUACAAGAGGAACUGCGCCACCUUCAGUCCGACUGAUGACCUGGUGUUGAAUGACGGAGUGCUGUGGGACGUGAGGGCAUCGAGGGCCAUCCAUAAGUUUGACAAGUUUAACAUGAACAUCAGCGGAGUUUUCCAUCCCAAUGGCCUGGAGAUCAUCAUCAACACUGAGAUUUGGGACAUGAAGACCUUUCACCUCCUGCGCACAGUCCCAGCUCUUGACCAGUGCCGACUGGUUUUCAACAGUAACGCCACCAUCAUGUAUGGAGCCAUGCUGCAAGCUGAUGAUGAGGACGAUACCAUGGACCAGCAGAUGAAGAGUCCCUUUGGUUCCUCCUUCAGAACCUUUGACGCUACGGACUACAAGCCCAUCACUACAGUGGAUGUGAAGAGGAACAUCUUUGACCUGUGCACCGACAACAAGGACUGUUACCUGGCUGUUAUUGAGAACCAGGACUCUGUGAGCUUGGACACAGUGUGUCGUCUCUACGAGGUAGGGCGACAGAAACUGGCUGAAGAAGGAGACGACGAUGAGGACGAGGAUGAAGACCAAGAUGACGACGAUGAUGAUUCUUCGGACUCGGACGACGACGACGAUGACGACAUGGACACUGACCCGCUCAUAGAAGAGCUGACCAACAAUGACAACCCAGACGACGUUGGACGAGUUGACACUCCCACAGAGGAGGAGAUCUCUCAGCUCCUCGGUGAAAUCGUCCAAGACAGUGACAGCGCUGACGACAGUGAUGUCAGCAGCGACUCUGAAGAUUUGAAUAAUUCCAUCAGAGGUGACGUUAGUUCUGAUCCGUUUGACCCUGAGAACACAGAUGAUGAAGCUGAACAGUCAGACAGUGAUGACACUUCUCCACUCCUGUGGUUUUCCUGAUUCUACAAGCCUUUGUUAUUAUUUUAUUUUGUUUUUUUUCCACAUUUUUCUUCAAGCAGACAAAGUGAAUGUGAACAAUGGGUCUCUCUUUAUACAAUUUAAAUAUAUUUAUAUGUAUUUAUCUAUAUUUUAAAUUGGGAGGGAUUUCAUGUUUUUCCUACAGUCUGGUCCAUAAAUGACGCUCACUCUGAGAGUAAAAUGGUAAAAUUGAAUCACCUUUCAACUGAGUCUGUCCGAAAUAAAGAAAAAGAAAAAUCAAAUGUGGCAGAACAGUUUUGUUUAAUUAGAAAUUUUAUCUGUAAAAAAAUAAGAUGCAAAUCUUUCAUUCUGUCCCUUUCCAAAGUGUUCAGUAUCCCACAUGUGAGGAGAGUUUGGAUUUCCACUAGACAAUGAAAAAACAUUUGCGUUAAUGAUCUGCUUUGUAUGGAAAUGGAUCCAACUUUUAGCAAAUAUACAGUAUACAGUACAGUUGUACUCACAACAAUACAAACAAAUGAAUGUGAUCGUUGCAGUGACUCUAAAGUGAUGGAAAUAUAGAGACAGGAUUCAGUACUAUCUGUCAGAGAACUGAAAAGUUUUAUAAAGGCGUGCAGGAAGGACUGUCUGUACAGUCACUACAGGAGGACACGAGACAACGAAGGACACACGGUCCUCGUUGAUUAACAUUUUUGUAGAAACGUCUAAAUAAAAUAUAUUCAUUGAGUAAAGUGUUAGUUAAUUCAUUUAUUUAAAGAAUUGUAACUUCUAUCAUAAGGUACCUUUCCUACUUUCAGUGAGUGUUUAAAUGUAUUACCUAGUAACUGACUUUAACAUAACCAAGGCAUUUUCUUCACAGUCUAUUUUGAAAACACUAUUUCGCUUUACUUUUGUUGUAUUUAUUUGUUUAAUUGUUACAUUCUUUUCGUACUUUUAUUGAUAACGUGGACCAUAUUCACAUAGUUUGUGAUGUAGCUUCUCCCGGCCAUCAAAAGAGGGCAGUGUUGCUUUGAUUGAAAAAAAAAAAAAA